Molecule: messenger RNA, 489 nt
Organism: Ogataea philodendri
Lineage: Eukaryota; Fungi; Ascomycota; Pichiomycetes; Pichiales; Pichiaceae
Exons: 2
Coding region: 1-489 (162 amino acids)
Source: RefSeq, a predicted model, not a curated record
AUGGCCACGGUCAUUGGGCCCACUCCUCCUGGAACAGGUGUAAUUUUGGAGGCCUUAUCUUUGCACGAGUCGAAAUCCACGUCUCCGCACAUUCUCUGGCCGGAUUUUUUCGUCUCGUCCUUCACCGUUGGUGAUGCGUUCCUCGUCCAGAUGCGGAGGAAGAGGCAGUUGGACCAGGAUUCCGUGAACUUUGGCGUCCGCGUUCAAGGACGAGAUCAGAUCGAGCAGAUCGGACUCGGACACGGUGUCUGGGAGCUUCUGCAACGACCCGUCGAUGCCCACUUCCUGACACGACUUGAGCUUCAUCUUGACGUAGGUGGACGAGUCUGGGCGCUCUCCAACCUGGACAAUGACAAGUUUGGGGAGAAAAGCAGGGUCUUGCUGCUUCAAGGAGACGAUCUCUGCGGCGAUCGAGUCGCGCAGCUCUUUACUGAUGGUUUUCCCGUCAAUAAUGGCCAUAUUUUUGGUUGGACUGAUUUUUCCACGUGA